AUGGCAAACUUAGAAGAAGCCAAUAGUGUUAAACCUGAAAAAUUUAUCGGUCAUAAUUUUCGUAGGUGGCAAAAACAAGUGAAAUAUUGGUCAGCUGUCCUAGGAUUAAUUUCUGCCCUUGAGGAAUCACAACCAAGUAAAGAGUCAUCUUCUUUGUUAAACCCAGAACAAAUUGAAUACCAUAGUUAUAAUAGAAUUUUGAGUGCCCUUUCUGAUCAUCUUUAUGAUGUGUAUCAUGCUACUACAUCUACUGGCAAAGAACUCUGGCAAGCUUUAGAGGCCGCAUAUGGAAUUGUGGAUGCUGGAAUUGAUAGGUUUACAGUAUCUAAUUUUAAUGGGUAUAAAAUGGUUGAAAACAAGUCUGUGGGGGAACAAAUUCAUGAGUAUCAAGAGCUAUUAAGAGGAGUAGAAAAGAAAGGAACCAAAUUUAGUGAAGAUUUUAAGAAACCAAGUGGAGGAAGUGUAACUCUAGGAAAUGACACAGUCGCACAAGUGCUUGGAAUUCGAGAUAUAGAACUAAAGAUGACAUCUGGAAAGGUUUUAGUAUUGAAGGAAGUGCGACAUGUACCAAAUGUUAGAAGGAAUUUAAUUAGCGGAUCUUCUUUAGUACAGCAAGGCUACAAAGUUGUAUUGGAAUCAAAGAAGGUUGUAAUAACCAAGAAUAAUAGGUUAUUCAUCCUAAAGCUUUCAAUAUGGAAUCCAGUAAUGUUUGGCAUAUGGAAGGUUGGGACACAUAAACUUGAUGAAAAUAAAAAAGAUGAUGGAUUGCCACCGACAUUUAUAGAUGAUUGUUCAAAGUACUGUUAUAUUUAUUUGAUAAAGACCAAGGAUGAAGUAUUUAACAAAUUCAAAGUUUACAAGACCGAAGUACAAAAUCAAUUAGAAAGGAGAAUUAAGAGAUUUAGGUCUGGUAGAGGUGGUGAAUACACUCUUAAUGAUCUUAGUGUGUUUUGUGAAGAGCAUGGUAUAAUACAUCAAGUGACAGCACCCUAUUCUCCACAAUCUAAUGGAGUUGCAGAAAAGAAGAAUAGGACUUUAUUGGACAUGAAGAAGAGAGUUGAUAAUCUUCAAGUCUUGAAAGUGUGGGGGUGUUUGGUUAAAGUUGCAAUCCCUGAACCUAAGAGGAAGAAGACUGGACCAAAAACUGUGGAUUCUGUUUUCUUAGGUUAUGCUCAUAAUAGUAGUGCCAAUAGGUUUCUAGUCAUAAAUUCUGAAAUAAGUGAAAUUUCUAAUAAGACAAUAUUGGAGUCAAGGGAUGCAACUUACUUUGAGGACAUAUUUCCUUUCAAGACUAGAAUUCAGAAGCAAGUAGUAGAUAGAUCCAUAUCUAAUAAUGGUUCCGAUAAAGCCUCCACUAGUACUAAUCUCCCAGUUGUAAAUGAAGAAGAGCCUCAAGCAGAACCUAGAAGGAAUGCUCCUACAACUUAUAGAGAAGUUAUGAUCUCAAUAGAUGCUCCGUUUUGGAAAGAGGUGAUAAAUAGUGAGGUUGAAUAUAUUUUACAAAAUAACACUUGGGAAUUAACAGAUUUACCACUUGGGACUACACCAAUUGGUUAUAAAUGGGUGUUUAGGAAGAAAUUGAAGCCAGAUGGAAGCAUAGACAAAUACAAGGCUAGAUUAGUAGCCAAGGGAUUCACUCAAAAGAAAGGAAUUGAUUAUUUUGACACUUACUCCCUUGUCUCUAGGACCACUACUAUUCGGACCCUUAUAGCAUUAGCUUCCAUACACAACUUAGUAGUUCAUCAAAUGGAUGUUAAAACAUCGUUCUUGAAUGGAGACUUAGACGAAGAAAUCUAUAUGGAGCAACCUGAGGGAUUUAUUGUGAAAGGUCAGGAGCAUAAAUCUUAUCUAGCAAGGAAGUUUGAUAUGAAAGACCUAGGAGAAGCCUACAUUAUUUUGGGAAUGAAAUUAGAAAGAACACAAGAUGGCUUUACUUUGAAUCAAUCCAGUUCAAUUGAGAAAAUGCUCAAAAAGUUCAACUAUUUUACUAGAAAUCCAGUUUCAACACCCUAUGAUCCUAGUGUGAGCUUAAAGAAAAAUAAUGGCGAGCCUGUGUCUCAACUUAAGUAUUCACAAAUGAUUGGAUCCUUGAUGUAUAUUGCAAAUAAAACUAAGGCAGACAAAUAUAGCCUAUGCUGUAGGAAGAUUGAGCAGAUAUACGCAUAA
Prunus armeniaca (apricot) is the source of this 2166-nucleotide messenger RNA. The record is from the annotation of a GenBank genome assembly. NCBI's taxonomy places the organism in Eukaryota, Viridiplantae, Streptophyta, Magnoliopsida, Rosales, Rosaceae.